AAAUAAACAAGGCGUUAAAAGCCUUUUCAAGGUUCAACCUUAGCAUCAAUAUCAACCCUCUAGACCAGGCAGACCUUGGUAGAUUUUGUCCAUCUUCCGAAGAUUUUUGAACGAAGAUCACUUUCACUAUUAGAGCUGGGUACGACCUGGUAUAAAUAGUGCGUGAAGAUGGGUACCGUGAGAUAGAAGUGCGGCAGUUCUUCGUCGAUCUGUUUGUUAGUUUUUUGUAGUUUGUGAGGGUGUGAUACGUUGUUGAAAAUGAGAGGUUUCUUGAUACAAACUUUGGCAAUCUGCUGUCUAGCGUCCGUGUCUUUAGGCGGAAAACUCACCAAGCGUGAUGCUCCGCUAAGUGGAGGUUAUCCAUCUGGUGGACAGAGCAACAGCUACCUUCCUCCUUCCAACGGUGGAGGCUUCGGUGGAGGUUUUGGUGGAGGUAAUGGUGGAGGAUACAGUGCUCCUUCCUCAUCCUAUGGAGCUCCAGCUGCACCUUCCUCGUCUUACGGUGCUCCAGCUGCUCCAUCGUCCUCUUACGGAGCUCCUUCCUUUGGAGGUGGUAACGGAGGUGGAUUUGGGGGUGGAUCAAGUUACUCAGCUCCUUCAAGUAGCUAUGGAGCUCCAGCAGCAGCUCCAUCGUCCAGUUAUGGAGCUCCAUCAUCUGGAUCAGGCUUUGGAGGUGGUUUUGGAUCAGGAGGUGGUUUCGGAGGAGGUGCGCCAUCAUCAAGCUAUGGAGCACCAUCCAGGGGCAGAGGUAACGGAGGUAACGGUGGUUCCUCCAAGUACCUACCACCCUCAACCAGCUACGGUACCCCAGUAGGACCUUCCAGACCAUCGUCUUCUUAUGGCGCUCCUUCAAGACCAUCCAGCUCCUACGGUGCUCCUUCAAAACCCAGCUCUAGCUACGGCGCUCCCUCAAAACCCAGCUCUAGCUACGGUGCUCCAUCUUUCGGAGGCAGCAGCAACGGUUUCGGAUCUUCUUCCAGUUCCUUCGGCGGUGGCAGCAGCUACUCUGCUCCUUCAAGCAGCUACGGAGCUCCGGCAGCCGCUCCUUCAUCUAGCUACGGCGCUCCAUCAUCCGGAGGAUCAUUUGGAGGUAGCUACUCAGCUCCAUCAAGCAGCUACGGAGCUCCAGCACCCGCUCCUUCAUCUAGUUAUGGCGCUCCUUCUUCCGGAGGCAGUUACUCGGCUCCUUCAAGCAGUUACGGAGCUCCAUCCUCUGGAGGUUCGUUCGGAGGAAGCAGCAGUUACUCUGCUCCAUCUAGCAGCUAUGGAGCACCAGCAGCUGCACCUUCUUCGAGUUAUGGAGCUCCAUCCUCUGGGGGAUCCUUCGGAGGAAGCAGCAGUUACUCCGCUCCAUCUAGCAGCUAUGGAGCACCAGCAGCUGCACCUUCUUCAAGUUAUGGAGCUCCCUCUUCGGGAGGAUCAUUUGGAGGAAGCUACUCGGCUCCUUCCAGUAGCUAUGGAGCACCGGCAGCUGCUCCUUCAUCCAGUUAUGGCGCUCCAUCAUCUGGAGGAUACAGUUCUGGAGGUAACGGAGGUGGACAGAGCUACUCAAGCAACGGAGGUUACGUUUAUUGAGUUGGAUACGGAUAGAGAAAAACAGAUUUGCCGAUGAGAUGUUUGUACAUAACGAAGUAUAUAGCUUUAAUUUAUUACUUUUUUCACGAGGAUUCUGCAGUAUUAUAGAGUAAUGUAAGAAGUAAACGAGUAAUAGGUGUGAUGUUUAUUGAAGAACUCUUUGAAAUAAAUUCAAAACUUGUUCUUUAAGGGUUAAUAUUAAUGGUUUAAAAAAAUGUGUAAUCUAUUAAAAAGUUCUUUAAUAAAAAGCCAACCUAACCUAUCGAAUAUUUUUGUACCAACUUGUAAAAAUGAAAUAUAUAUUUUUAAAUUA
Molecule: messenger RNA, 1888 nt
Organism: Sitophilus oryzae (rice weevil)
Lineage: Eukaryota; Metazoa; Arthropoda; Insecta; Coleoptera; Curculionidae
Product: pro-resilin-like
Exons: 6
Coding region: 259-1575 (438 amino acids)
Biological process (GO): positive regulation of transcription by RNA polymerase II
Cellular component (GO): RNA polymerase II transcription regulator complex
Molecular function (GO): transcription coactivator activity
Source: RefSeq, a predicted model, not a curated record